AUGCCUGUGACCCCUUCGUCUGCAUCAUCCGCCAUGAAUAUCCCAAUCCUGGAAACGCCAGCCCCUGAUCACGGCUAUCUCAGUCUACUCUCGCGUCUCCUUCAAGAACAGUGGGUAGAACGAUUCGAUGGACACGGCUACGUCGACGAAGCAGGCUUUGAGAAAGAUGACCUGCGCUCAGUGAUUACAAGCGACCACAGCUACCCGUCCUUCACUGGCCGCAAUGUCAAGUAUGAAAUGCUUGUUGUCACCAGCACGACCUAUAGUUGUCCAGUGUUUCUGGCUAUUUCUGGUCCCGAACACGCCGACCAGAAUGAGUUGAUGGCUCUUAUACGUGAGAUUUUCAGACGUGGUGUGUAUUCCCCCGGUGCUGAUUGGCCAAAGUUCGGGGCUGUGCUUCGUGGACACAACAUUACCUUGGGUGAAGGGUGGAGCGGGGUUAACUCAAGGAAAUGGGGGGAUGGAGUGGAGGGUGACAUGGGAAACAGAGGGGAGGAGCGGAAGGAGGUCUUGGGGACAGAGAGUGGAGGCGGAGCGGGCAAGGGUGCCGGAAAGCACACCCCAUUACGCGAGAGCAGCGGUGAUGACUGACUGGUCAGGCGCAGGGUGGGAGCCCGGUGACUCAACAGCAUGCUCAGAGCUCAGAAGAGGCCUGCGCACAGGCCCAUCAAAUCCCGAACAGCUCACAGAAACAGGUUGAGUUGUGAGCCUACAAAUGGCAUGCAAUUGGACGAGCAAUAAAAUAUUAAUGCCUACGCGGGGCACCAUCGAGACUAUUCCCACCCUGCCUCUGAAACCUUCGAGGUGUAUGACUGCUGAGGCAUUAGCAUCUGUGCAUGAUUGUUGACGGCUAGAUGAUCGGGGAAACGAUACACCGUGUCUUCCCAGAGCGGACGGAGAGAUGUGUCCUGACAUGAUUUAUUCAACAUUAUAGCCAUGUGGGUCUGCAGCUUUAUUCAUUCUGGGUGCGAUACUUCUCA
Molecule: messenger RNA, 980 nt
Organism: Aspergillus neoniger CBS 115656
Lineage: Eukaryota; Fungi; Ascomycota; Eurotiomycetes; Eurotiales; Aspergillaceae
Exons: 3
Coding region: 1-591 (196 amino acids)
Source: RefSeq, a predicted model, not a curated record